Messenger RNA from Ipomoea nil (Japanese morning glory), 1791 nucleotides. Its product is annotated as (3S,6E)-nerolidol synthase 1-like. Bases 90 to 1742 code for a protein of 550 amino acids. Gene Ontology annotation, molecular function: magnesium ion binding; terpene synthase activity. Lineage: Eukaryota; Viridiplantae; Streptophyta; Magnoliopsida; Solanales; Convolvulaceae. The record is from RefSeq and is a predicted model, not a curated record. The transcript is spliced from 7 exons.
GCAGAAACGUACCUGGAAAGGUUAUAUAACAGCAAGCAUAUGAGCAUUUAAUUUCUAGAUUGAGAAGGAGUUUUAGAGUAUAUAUAUAAAUGAGUUUCUUACCACUUAACACUUUGUUGAGAUUAAAUUAUGCACAGCCGCCGCCGCCGCCGCCGCCCACCAUUUCUUCACAUGCAUCCUUUUCCAAAGGCGCCGACGCUCUUCACCGCCGUCGUUGUACACCAUUUCAUUUCCGUUGCCAAUCAAUGAACUCCGGGAAGCAGGACGUUCCAUUUAUUAGCAAAAUUGGGAAGGAUGAACCUGAGGUCAAGUAUGAAGAGAAAAUGGAGGAAGUACGAAAUUUCCUCUAUCAAAUCCAAGAAGAUGAUUUACAAGUGCUACACGUGAUAAAUGCCAUACAACACCUGGGCAUUGACCACCAUUUUCAAGACCAAAUUGGAUCGAUUUUGCAGCGUCAAUAUAACAAAUUUGGAAUUCUUUUUCGCGACAAUAAAGAACUUUUUGAGACAUCGAUUCUUUUCAGAUUACUUAGGCAAGAUGGAUAUCAUAUCCCUUCAGAUGUCUUCACCAAGUUCAUCAAUGACAAAGGAAAGUUUAAGGAGGAGCUAAGCAAAGAUAUAAAGGGGUUGAUGGCGUUGCAUGAAGCAUCCCAUCUAUCCAUACAAGGAGAAGAUAUUCUUGAUGAAGCUGAAAAGUUUAGUAGAAAUUCUCUAAUAACAAACAUGGCAUGUCUUGAUGAUCGCAAAGCCAUCAUAGUUCAGAGCACAUUGCAGAAUCCCUAUCAUAAGAGCUUUUCCAGGUUGAAAGCCAAAACCUUCAUUGAGAAUAUGAGAUUUGAAAAUGAAUGGGAAGCUAGUUUGGUAAAUUUGGCAACUAUGGAUUAUGGCAUUACCCAAUCAUUACAACAAGAAGAAAUUUUCCAAGUCCUCCAAUGGUGGAAAGGGCUUGGACUCAUGAAUGAGUUGGCCAAAAAACAACAACUAAAAUGGUACAUUUGGACAUUCGCACUCCCUGAUCCUUCCAGGUCAAAAGAAAGGGUAGAGAUUACCAAGCUAAUAUCCCUUGUAUACCUUAUUGAUAACAUUAUUGAUGUUUAUGCAACAUUUGACCAAACCAUUCAAUUUUUAGAUGCCAUUUGCAGAUGGGAAAUAUCAGUGGCUGAGGGAUUACCAAAUUACAUGAAGAGGUGUUUAGUUGUACUGUUUGAUACAACUAAUGAUAUCAGCAACUUUAUUUUCAACAAGUAUGGUUGGAAUUCAAUAGACCACCUUAAAAAAGCGUGGAAAAGUUUGUGCGGUGCAUAUAUAACUGAAGCAAAGUGGUUUGCUACCGGGAAUUGCCCGACAGCUGAUGAGUACUUGAAGAUUGGGAUUAUAACUACAGGAGUUCCCAUGGCUCUGAUUGCCAGCUUCUUGGUGUUAGGCCACGAUGCAUCCAAUGGAACCACAGAUAUUGAAGAAAUGAUAACUUCAGUAGGAGCAAUUCUUCGCCUCUUAGAUGACCUUGACGCUACUCAGGGUGAGAAGCAAGAUGGAAAUGAUGCGUCAUAUGUAGAGUACUACGUAAAAGAAAACCAUGGUGUUUCAUUAAGUGAUGGAAAACAACGCGUUAUAAAUAUGGUUUCAGAACAGUGGAAGCUCCUAAACAAGCAGUGCCUGUCUCCAACUCCAAUUCCAACAUCUUUUAGGAAAGCUUGCUUAAAUGUUGCAAGAAUGGUGCCGAUGAUGUACAACUAUAGCUAGUGACACUCACUGUCUACCCAUCCUCCAAAAGCAAAUCAUGUCCAUGUUU